Coccinella septempunctata (seven-spotted ladybird) is the source of this 1374-nucleotide messenger RNA. RefSeq lists its product as uncharacterized. NCBI's taxonomy places the organism in Eukaryota, Metazoa, Arthropoda, Insecta, Coleoptera, Coccinellidae. The record is from RefSeq and is a predicted model, not a curated record. Bases 1 to 1374 code for a protein of 457 amino acids. The transcript is spliced from 3 exons.
AUGUUGCACAUUUUGAAUCUGUUUGAUAUGCUGGAGUCGUUGGAAUGCUUAUACGGAAGCAAAAUUCUAGUUUUCGGGGAUUUUAAUCAACCAGAGUUUUGCGAUGAAAGAAACAGGCAUGGUGAUGCUUUAUUCAGACUUGAUCAAUUCGCUGGUUUUUUCAACUUGGAGCAGUUCAAUUCCAUCCAUUACUGCUCGGGCAGACUUCUAGACCUGGUUUUCUCAAAUAUAGAUUGCAGUGUCCAUCGAGAAUUUAUAGAUCAGAUCCAUCUGCCUGAUAAUUAUGUUCUUAUCAGUCUGGACGUAGUGUCCCUCUUCAGCAACAUUCCUGUAGAGCUGGCAUUAACAGCCAUUGAACACAGAUGGCACUCCAUAAGUGAACACACGUCAAUCCCCAAAGACGACUUUCUUUCCAUCGUCAGCUUCUUAUUUAAUGCAAACUAUUUUAUCUUUGAGGGAAAAUUCUUCAGUCAAAUCCUAGGCUCUCCUAUGGGCUCAAAUGCCAGCUCACCCAUCGCAGAAUUAGUAAUGGAUUAUCUCUUGGACUGCAUCCUCCCUAGCAUCCACUUUACAAUACCCUUCAUCAAGAAAUACGUGGAUGAUCUAUUUUGUUCAGAACCGAGGGAUAAAACUGCCUACAUUUUGGAAAGAUUCAACCAAAAACACGAACACAUCAAGUUCGCACUCGAGGAAGAGUUCGAAAUGGGUGUCCCCUUUUUGGACACGAGGGUCAUCAGGAACACUGAGGGAGACUUGCGGCUGGACUGGUACAGGAAACCAACCCAUUCAGGAAGCUACCCUAAGGGCCUACUGACAAGAUUGUUAUACAAUUCCGCUCCCCCAGGACAGCCACUGGGUGGAGACGGCGCAUCCACCAAUAGAGGAGAAGUUAGUUCAACCAGAUACUCCACGAUUCCCCUAAUCAAGGACGUAACCAAUCCCCUCAUAAAAAUAUUAAAACACGACUCUGUCAAGAUAGUACCUAAGAAUAUUUUCAAGAUCGAUAGACUGUACAGCCACCUAAAAGACAAAAUUGAAGUCAAUAAAAUGAGUGGAGUGGUAUACCGUGUGCCCUGUUCAACUUGCGAAGAGGUCUACAUUGGCCAAACGUCGCAGACAGUAAAGAGACGAAUCACCCAGUACAUAAGUGACAUCAAGAACCCUGACAAAACCUGUACAUUGGCGGACCACAUCCGAAAAAAAGACCAUCGAAUGGACUACGGUGCCGUAGAAAUAUUAGAUUUCGAGAACAACACAAGAAAGAGAUGUUUUCUUGAAAUGUUCCACAUCAAGAGCCACAACAACUCUAUGAAUUAUAGAAGGGACAUCGAGGGUGUAAGCAAUAUAUACUCGUACCUGAUCAGUUUGAAGUAA